Trichoderma harzianum CBS 226.95 is the source of this 1491-nucleotide messenger RNA. RefSeq lists its product as hypothetical. Bases 1 to 1491 code for a protein of 496 amino acids. The transcript has 2 exons. Lineage: Eukaryota; Fungi; Ascomycota; Sordariomycetes; Hypocreales; Hypocreaceae. The record is from RefSeq and is a predicted model, not a curated record.
AUGUCGGCGGCAGCAAUGCCAGACGACGGCCGUCAGGCCUCGACCGCUUCAUCCUCAGCUCGGCCCGGAUUCGCCGCAAGCUCCGGCAUCAGCCUCGGCCACGGUGUCGGAAACGCCAGCAACGCUCCUCCUGGACAUUCCAUCCGCCGUGUCAAAACUCUAGACGAGCCUUCGAUGCGAUCCGGCUCCAUGUCGUGGCACUUUUCUUCAGAUUCGUCCUCAGAGGCGCCUCCGCGCAGGAGCUCCAACUUUUCGGAUUACAGCCUAAAUGAGGCACGCGACAUCCUCAACCCCCGGCCGCACGCUCACGGCGAGGUAUCCCAUCACGAUUCAUCGCCGUUAGCAUCUUUGUCGCUGGCCUUUGCAUUAUUGCCCGCCAUCGCCGGCGUUCUAUUUCAGAAUGGCACCUCCGUCGUCACCGACAUUAUGCUCUUGGGCCUCGCCGCCAUCUUCCUUCAUUGGUCGGUGACGCAGCCUUGGCAAUGGUAUCAUGCCGCGCAGGAAGUCCGUACCUUUGAAGAGCAAUCGAUUCAUAUAGCCCUUGAAUCGGACAGCGAUCUCGACUCUCAGGCCAAGGCUCCGAGCACUAGCACACCCUUGGACGACGUUCCUGAAGAGCGAGAGGGAGACAAAGCAGAUGAUUCCAACUCAGAAAAGAGAGAGACGAGAGAGAAGGUGGUAACAGAACAGCAACAGGCUGCUCUAAAGGAGCUAUAUCGCCACGAAAGUCUUGCUCUCGCAUCAUGCUUCGUAUUACCGAUGCUUAGCGCAUACCUCCUACAUUAUAUCAGAGGACGACUGAGUCGGCCAUCUGAGGGACUUGUUUCCAACUUCAACUUGACAAUUUUCCUUAUGGCAGCAGAGCUGCGUGUACUAUCACAUAUAAUCACUCUGGUCCAGUCUCGAACGCUGCACCUUCAGAAAAUAGUACAAGAUAGCCCGUUUGGUCAACGAGUUGGUACCGAAACGCUACUUGAGGAGAUGCUCAGAAGACUAGAAAGGCUUGAAACUCUUUCAACGUCUCAAGGCAACGUGAUCGCUGGGCACGGAGAGUCCCUGGGUACGACCACGGCGACGGUUAGCCGAGACGUGAGAAAUGCUAUCCAGCCAGAGCUGGACGCUCUGAAUCGAGCUGUAAGGCGAUAUGAGAAGAAGGCGACACUCCUGCAGCUACAGACAGAGGCUAGGUUCUCUCAAAUGCACGCAAGGUUGGAGGACGCCAUAUCCUUGGCGGCUGCGGCAGCAAAGCAAUCGAAUCAACGAAGCAAUUGGCUCCCGUGGGCAUGGAAACUGAUCGUGACAGCGGCGACGUUUCCAUUCAAAGUUUUCCUGGAGAUACUCGCCCUGCCGUUGAAACCUAUAGUUGCAUUUGCAAACAGAAAUAAACAGCCAUCUGCCAACCUUCGGGCACCGCGGAGCAAGCCGGGGAAGCCACCAGUAUCGGUAAAAUAUAACGGCGAUCGAGUGCCACCGAGAAUAAUCAAGAGAUGA